This is a messenger RNA of Achroia grisella, 1193 nucleotides long. Its product is annotated as 3-oxoacyl-[acyl-carrier-protein] reductase FabG-like. Gene Ontology annotation, molecular function: oxidoreductase activity. Bases 18 to 821 code for a protein of 267 amino acids. The record is from RefSeq and is a predicted model, not a curated record. The transcript has 5 exons. Lineage: Eukaryota; Metazoa; Arthropoda; Insecta; Lepidoptera; Pyralidae.
UGUUAUCGACAAUUACAAUGGACGUAGACUUCUCCGGCAAAGUCGUUUUAGUAACCGGCGCUAGCGCAGGUAUAGGUGAGGCGGCCGCGUUACUAUUCGCUCAGUACGGAGCGUCGGUGGCUCUCGUUGGACGAAAUGAGAAGAACUUACUUUCUGUCACUAAACGAUGUGAGCAAUCGAAGGGCAAUCCAGCUCUUGCGAUAGUGGCUGACCUCGGUACGGAUGCUGGGUGUGAGGAGACCGCUAGGAGAACUAAAGAACGAUUUGGCAGGUUAGAUGUGCUCGUGAACAACGCUGGAGUCACUGCUCGGAGCACCCUCCAGACAGCAGACAUGCAAACGUUCGACACCGUGUUUGCUAUAGACGUUCGAGGCGUUUACAACCUGACCAGGCUUCUGGUGCCAGAAUUGAUCAAGACUAAAGGAAACAUUGUAAACGUGUCCAGCAUCUCCGGAUCUAUGGUUGCAGUUGGGAGUUUGCCGUAUAGCAUGGCUAAGGCUGCUCUGGACCACUUUACUCGGGUUAUCUCUCUAGAGUUGGCCCCACUAGGGGUCAGAGUCAACACCGUCAGUCCAGGUGUAACAAUCAGUAAGAUCGUGCAGCGUGUGACCAACUUCACGGAUGAGCAGUACAAUGAAUUUCUGAAUGAGGCCGCCGGGGCUAUUCCCAUGGGCGAGGUGUGUACGGGAGAAGAUGUCGCCAAGAUGAUACUUCACUUGGCGAGUGACAACAGCAGGCUGGUGACGGGUGUCAUCGUGCAGGUGGAUGGAGCGCUUCAGUACGCCAAACUUGGAAACCUGAUGAAGAAACAAGUGAAAUGAUUUUUUCUAAAUCGUAUUUUUUUAUGUAUAUAAUUAUAAUGAAGAAGGACGAAUAAUCCAACGGCCCAUCUAACGGUAGGUGGCAACCGUACCUUAUAUUUAUUCCAAAUUAUUAAACUCAUAAAGUAUUUAAGUUAAUAAGAUACAUUUACCGUUAAGACUAUCCUUAACUCAAUUGAUGGAUGUCAAACUUCAAAUAUAUAUUAGAUUAACCCCGAAAACAAGUGAUAAAUAUAAUACAUUGCAUUGUAAACGGUCCAUCCGUUUGAGAGGUAGUUCAGAGAUUGGACGAUAUUAUUUUAUAUUAUAAUUUUUCUUUUUUUAUUGUAAUAUAUCUUAUUUUACUUUCUAUUUACUAUAUAAUGACCAACU